Molecule: messenger RNA, 1813 nt
Organism: Peromyscus californicus insignis
Lineage: Eukaryota; Metazoa; Chordata; Mammalia; Rodentia; Cricetidae
Product: homeobox protein Rhox13-like
Exons: 3
Coding region: 1142-1699 (185 amino acids)
Biological process (GO): regulation of transcription by RNA polymerase II
Molecular function (GO): RNA polymerase II transcription regulatory region sequence-specific DNA binding; DNA-binding transcription factor activity, RNA polymerase II-specific
Source: RefSeq, a predicted model, not a curated record
ACGAGAACAUAUAUAACACUAGGAAAUGCCCAUUAACAAACAACCUGCCUAAGUAGGUACUGUCAGGGCCAGCAAGAUGACUCUGAUGGUAAAGGUACUUGCUGCUAAUGUCUGUCAGCCUGGGUUCAAUUCCUGGAUGCAGUGGAAGGAGAGAAACAACUCCUCCAAGUUAUCUUCUGACCCACACACGUGGCUAUUGCACUCACAUACACAAUUAGGAACUUAAAGGAAAUUUUAAAAAAUCUCAACUGAAAACUGUCUCAGCACUCUCCAUCAGCCACUCCCCCCAUCAGCCAUUCCUCAUCAGUCACUCAACCCUAUCAAUCACUUCCCCCAUCAAUAAGUCCUCAUCAGUCACUCCUCCCACCCACCCAAAGUCACUCCACCCCUCAGUUGCUCUCUUAUGCUGUGAUAAAAUACGAUGAAAAAGCAUCUUAGGGAAGACAAGAGUGCGUUCUAGGACUCAAUGUACUAACAGGCACUCUUGAACUAUCAGCCACUAAUCUGAUCAUGUCCACUUAGUUCUAAGCCCAUUCUCUGAGCAGCAGUGGUAGGUGGAGGGUGAGGUUCACAGAAAUUUUCUACAUGUUCUCACAAGGGUCCUGUGAUCAGUGUGUGUUCCCAUCUUUCUCCCAUACUCUAUUCCCCAAUUAUCUUGCAAUGCUACACAAUUCAUCCUCCAGUGUCAUCUCUAUAACCUAGGAGGAACAGGCAGCACGCACAUGCAUGCAGAAGCAAGCUAAAACUCAUUCUACAUGCAUGCCCUGGAAGCAAGGUUUAACUUCACACGACCUUUCACAAGCCUCUUCACAGUGGCUCCCUCGUUCCUCAUCUAUUGGUUCACACCCACCACUUGUGCACCAAAGCAAAUACCGCCUACCUCAGCAAGAGGUCAUAAAGCCCAGAGCAGUCAGUCAGGGAGGGAAAAGCUUAUAGCGCCCAUCUGGAGAGGAGCGUGUUGACGUCAACCUUGAGGAACAUGGAGAAGUGUGGAACAUGCGCAGAAGGACACGUUGACGUCACCCUUUCCUCAGGCCUCUCUUGAUGCCUCAUCAGUAGUAGACAUGACCAAACAAUAGGCCUUGAGUGUCGUCAUUCCUGGGGUCCCACUUCUCUCUGUGGUUUCGGCCCACUACUAGUCAUGGCCCGCAAGGUCCAUUGGCAAUAUAUAUACGUUGUGAGGAAUGAGAAUGGUGAGGAGAUAGCUGAGGUCUCCACCUUAGAGGCUGCCUUGGCGAUGGUGGGUGGCAACCCUAGUGGAGGUGACGCAGGCUGCGUAAUGGAACUAAAUAACGGGGUCCGCCAGGUCCGUGAGAGCCAAAACGACUCUGAGGAGGGCAGUAGGGACCCGAACUCCUCUUCCUCGGAGCCUCACCAAGAGGAGCCAAGGCCCUCAGCCGAGCCUGUGAUUCGGAUUCCCAGGCGCCGUUCAUCACGAAGGCGACGGCGAACCACAUUGAAGUUCACACUGGGGCAGGUCGAGGAAAUGGAAAAAUUGUUCAAAGAAACCCAGUACCCAGAUGCGCUUGCCAGGAAAGAACUUGCACAAGCUUUGACUAUUCCUGAAGUCAAAGUGAAGACAUGGUUCGUCCAUCGGAGAGCAGAAGAGAGGAAGAGUCAGAGGCGUGUCGUAGUACAGAGCACACCUCCUCGUAUUGAAAAGGUCCUUCUCAUUAUCGAUAGGGAUGACUAUCCCUAGAGUGCAAUCUUAGUUCAGGAGCUAGAGGGAAAUCUGGUGACACCUGUACUCAAUGUCCAGCUUCACUAAAAUUCAGCACUCAUGUUAACAAUACAAUCAUGAAUUUCCAAGUUA